Schistosoma mattheei is the source of this 399-nucleotide messenger RNA. Lineage: Eukaryota; Metazoa; Platyhelminthes; Trematoda; Strigeidida; Schistosomatidae. The record is from the annotation of a GenBank genome assembly.
AUGAAAUCAAUUCAAUCGGGGUCCAUGCACAGACGCAGUGAUCGUUUGUUUCCUAUUCAUCCGCAUAAUUUAGAUAAAGUUAUACAAGAUGAAUGGAAUACAAUUAUACAGUGGUUAUGUGAUGUUUUAUCGUCUGGUGAUAUCAUGUGUGAAAUUAAUCCAGUAUUUACUACUAUUCAAAGAUUUAUCAAUAUAUUUGGAAUGCGUUUAUCCAAAACACAGCGCAUUGCUUUAAUUCGUCUAACUGUAGCUUAUAUAUGUUGUCCAAAUAUUGAUACGCAUGUUAUAUUCAAUGCGUUAGAGCUUUUAAACAAGUUGAUGAGGUAUGAUUAUAUAUGUGUAUGUGCAUUUACUCAAAUACUUAAUGUUUCAAUCACUUUGCAUUUUUAUCAGUCAUAG